AUGCAGCUUUGGAGCCUGGAGGGGGCGGAAAAGGCCUUCGGCGACUUCGGCUGCAUCGACCGCCUCGACAGCCGCACCAACGAGCGCGGCCACACCAAGACGUUCGCGUGCUGGCUGUGGGCGUGGGACGCCGCGCACAUCCCGACGGAGAGGGCGCUCUGGGUGCUCAAGCGCGGCGCAGGCCGCGUCGACCAGAUCCUAGGCUUCUCCCCGCCGGAAUUCAACGUGCCCCCGCCGCCGAAUGUCCACCGCUACGACCUCCUCAUCCACGUAGAUAGGGUAGAGGACUGGACCCCGCUCUCGCCGCGAUCUUCGCACUCCGGCCAGAGCGGGCUUCCGUCAUCAGGAGAGGAAGACGACCACCCGUUGCCAUGGACCAUUCCGGGCACCUGGGUGGAGGGAGUCGAAGAUGGCCAGUCCAAGAACAGGCGCGGUGUCACCCGCGUUUCCUCCGGGGGCUGCAGCAGCUUCCCGAUCUUGGGAGACCGGCGUGACCACGACAAUGAAGGCCAUGGAAGUCAUGGAGGCCGCUCCUGGCGCGACACGCUCCUGGCCCGUGGCAGGACCGGCAAGAGCAAGAUGCCGGUCUCAGAGGCGCCACGGCACAGGAGCAGGACCCCUGCAUCACGUCAGCGACGCUCCAGCCGGGGCCGCUCGGUUGAGCGUGCAUCUCCACCGGCCCCUGACGCGUCUCUGCUCCGCGCGACCCCUCCGCUUUCGCUCCAGCCGCGCGCUCCGCCACCACCACCCGAAGAGGACCCAGUGGCGCAGUUCUUCUCCUUCUCGGACUCGGGACGCACGCUCGAGCCUCCCCCGCGCACCGACUGCAUGCAGCUCGAGUUCGAGAAUGCCAUGCUGGAGGCUCUGUCCAGCCCGCUCGACUUCAACUCCGACGACGCUACAUCUCCUCAGAUGUCUCCUCCGACGAUGCUGCCCACUGCUCUGCUCCCCAACGUCAUGCCCUGCGUCACACAGCCCACGACUGCUACGAUCGAGCUCCAGGCCAUGGAGGCGGUCACGGAGAGAGUAAACCACAUGAAGAUUCAGGCGGAUUCUGAGGCGCUGCAGCUCUUCAGCAACAUUCAGCCCCCAGUGCUCACCACCCCGAAGCAGAAGCGCACGUCGGCUCCUCCCAAAUCCAGGGCCGUUUCUGUUCCAUCCAGGCGCAGUGCAAGACAAGCAGCGGCCAGCUCCACUGUCCCGGUGUCUCAGAGAGCGGCGCUUCGUCUUGUCAAGGAGCUCGGCGAGCUUGGUCCAGGCGACAAGAUGACCCCGGAGAUUGCGGCAAGGCUGAUCAAGCGCUUCAACGAGCCGCUGACGGAUGCAGACAUUCAGACCAUUGCAAAGCUGACAAACCUCGACGUCAACGCUCUGAAGAUCGCAGCGGCAGCUCAUGGCCCUGAUGGUGCAGCCAAGGCGGCUGAGUAG
This is a messenger RNA of Aegilops tauschii subsp. strangulata, 1428 nucleotides long. RefSeq lists its product as uncharacterized. The record is from RefSeq and is a predicted model, not a curated record. NCBI's taxonomy places the organism in Eukaryota, Viridiplantae, Streptophyta, Magnoliopsida, Poales, Poaceae.